Messenger RNA from Miscanthus lutarioriparius, 795 nucleotides. The record is from the annotation of a GenBank genome assembly. NCBI's taxonomy places the organism in Eukaryota, Viridiplantae, Streptophyta, Magnoliopsida, Poales, Poaceae.
AUGGCCAACGAGGAGAGCGGGAGCCCGCUCCGACGCUGGAGGCCGUUCUACAGCGCUUUCGGCGCCAUCGACGAAGCAAUCGAGGCAGCCGGCCACGCGCGCGCCGCGUUCCGGGAGGUGAGGGUCCGGAUCGUCCAGCUGCUCCGGGGCGCCGUGGACGACGGCGUGGCCGAGCAGCUCUGCGCCGCGCUCGACGACGCCAUGGUGGAAGCGCUCCAGACUCUGCGGGUGGCGCCCGUCCCGCACGGUGCGCUGGCGUCCACCGACCUCGCAAGGGCCGUCGGCGCCCUCGGGAAGCACGGGUCGGCCCGGAUCCGCACCCUCGCGGGCGACGUCGUGCGCGGGUGGAGCACAGCCAUUGACGGCGCUAAAGCUACAGCAGAGGAGGAGCUCGACAAGCUCUCUGAUGAUCGGAUCCCACGCCAGGGCAUCUCUACAGCAGUCAAGAAGCCGGUCGACGCUCAAAGCGAGAAGAUGAAGGCCAAGAAGCUGAUUGUCACUCAAAGCGAGAAGAUCGAGGCUAAGAAGCCGGUCGCUGCUCAAAGCGAGAAGAUGGAGACCAAGAAGCUGAUCGUCACUCAAAGCGAGAAGAUGGAGAAUACUAAACGGAAGCUACGUGAGGGUUACGAAGAAGCCAAGAAGAUCAAACGUCUUCACACGAUUCAGAAGAUCGAGGAUAAGGAGGCACCAAAGCUUUUGGAGCAAAGCCAACGGAAGAUGCAUAGAGUUCCAGCAAGAUGUAGGAUCUCCUCAGGCGUUCGUCGUUCUUUGCUUCCCUCUCUUCAGCUGAUUUAG